Cydia splendana is the source of this 2119-nucleotide messenger RNA. RefSeq names its product hemicentin-2-like. Gene Ontology annotation, cellular component: neuron projection membrane. The coding region runs from base 371 to 1246 and encodes 291 amino acids. The record is from RefSeq and is a predicted model, not a curated record. The transcript is spliced from 7 exons. Gene Ontology annotation, biological process: synapse organization. NCBI's taxonomy places the organism in Eukaryota, Metazoa, Arthropoda, Insecta, Lepidoptera, Tortricidae.
GUGGCGCUUGGUUCGUAGCCCGUAGCACGAUCAAACUAUUUACUGAUUGGUUCAGUAGCGCGCGAGCACGCGAUCUGACCGCUUGCGUAUGUGCGUGCGCAUGUUAUGCGUGGCGGCUACGAUACGUGCGUAAAAGUAACUUUUUAAUAAACAUUGUAGUGUUGUGAGAAAGUAGUGGUGGAUACGGUGCUUUCAGGAUUGCUCGCAGAUAGCCAAAUACUGCGGUAAUGGCACACCGGUCGCCUGGCUGUAAACCGUGCCUGGUUACCGUGUGAGGUGCGCUCGGUGUGUACCGUGCGCGGCGUGCGUACCGUGCGUGGUGUGUGUACCGUGCGCGGCUGUACUGUGCGUGGUGUGUGUACCGUCCGCGAUGUGCGCGUGGAGGCUGCUGCUGCUGGCUGCGUUGCCGGCGCUCGUCGGUGUAGGUGCCGGCGAGGUGGUGGAAGCGGGACCCGCCUUCCUACCGACGAGAAGAUCACUCAAUGUGGCGCCUGGCGAAGAAGCGGUGCUGGCAUGCCGCAUCGCGCGCCUCGGAGACAAGGCGGUCUCAUGGGUGCGGGCAAGGGAUCUCCAAAUCCUUGCACACGACGGAGCUGUAUUCUCAGCAGAUCCACGGGUCGCGGUGGGCGUGCGGACGGAGCGCGGCGUCGUGACGCACACGCUGCGUCUUGCGCGCCUGAGAGAGUCCGACGCGGGCCGGUAUGAGUGCCAGCUGAAUACGGAUCCUAAGCUCAGUCAGAUUUAUAAUCUCACUGUCACAGACCGGGCAUGGCGUGGCAUCGAGGUAGAACCUCUAGGGGCAACUCGAGUCCUAGCGGCGACGGGAAGCACAGCCACUCUUGGCUGUUCAGCGCGUCUGCGACCAGCUGAGGCACCUGAUCCGCCGGCAUUGAGGGUUGUUUGGCACCAGGACGGACAACCGUUGCUACCUCAGCAGGGUGGAGUUUCGCUCGACACGGAGCGCGCGGCGGGCCUCGUGACGUCACGGCUCACGCUCGGCGCUCUCAUGCCGACCCACAGCGGUCGGUACAUGUGCCGUGUCACAGCGGACUUAGAAGAUAUAGACCCCUUCACAGAAGACACCUUGCAGGGAGAGAUGCUGUUUACGCUCGUUGUCACAGACAGUGUGGGUGAGAUGGAAGCGAUGCAACGCGACCAAUCGCCAGCGCCGUCCGCUACUGGCAUCCUUCGCUCUGUGCCAGCUGUUGCGGCUCUUGCGGUGUUGUUCGCACUGGCCAUGCACUAACCUUCGCAGCAGCGACAACGAUCGCUCUUGUCUAACUAGCCGUCAACUAGGCCCGGAUUUGAGACCUAGAGCCCCUAGGCCCUUGGUAUGCAACUUGAAAUUUAGGAGGCCCCUCUUCUCCAUCUCAAAACUAUUGCUCGGUUGCCUGGGCCCCUAGGCCCUUGUGGGCCUAGGCGGAAAUCCAGUCCUACUGUCAACUAGUUAUCGUGCUCAGCUCCUAUAUCGGAGCGGAUAACCGUCGAUACUGGAAGAGCCAUGAGUGGUGUUUUGCCUUAGCCUGUCGUAGCAAGAUGUCAAGUGGAGCACAAAAUAUCUUACCGAUAAAGAAGAGGAGGCAUGCUUAUACCUCGGUGGAAACCCAAAUUGCGGGUCCUGAGUCUGGUGUCUUAGAAGUGCUCGUAACGUGUAAACUGCGGUACAAAUGGCGGUUGAUGUGAUAUUAAACGGACGACUGCCAGUGCACGAAACAAGACUACCAAUUUGGUGCAGAGUUAAUGAAACUUUAAGUUGAUGAAAGACACAGACAAAGUGCAGUGAAUUACUGAGUAGGUACGGAUCUACGGACCCUAAAAAAAGGAAUGUCUCGAUACCUACUCAAAGAAAUAAUUUGACCCUUUAAUUUAAUGGAGGCUUCAUUAUCCUUUUCGAUCUUACUUCAUUUUACUAAAAGUACGUGUCCCCUAUCCUUUCUACAAGUCCCUACCUAAAAACGAGUAAAAUAAAAUUGUGACUGGUAUUUUGAACCCUUUAGCCUUUUAAAGCUGGUGGAAUAUUUCCACUGAACUGUCGUAUUUUCUUAUUAGACACGCGACCUCAGCUAUUCUGUAACCUACAUUUAAACUCAUUAGCCAGAAUAUAUUCCCGAGCUCAUGA